This is a messenger RNA of Paraphaeosphaeria sporulosa, 644 nucleotides long. RefSeq lists its product as uncharacterized. The transcript has a single exon. The record is from RefSeq and is a predicted model, not a curated record. Bases 40 to 375 code for a protein of 111 amino acids. Lineage: Eukaryota; Fungi; Ascomycota; Dothideomycetes; Pleosporales; Didymosphaeriaceae.
GUGCGCUGAAUAUCAUUCUGAUAUCCCGAAGAGGAAAAAAUGAAAACGAAGCAUAGGUUAGGAACCGGACUUCUGUGCAGCAAAAGGUUCACAUUCAGCACAGGAACUCACCUACAACGACCUAACUUCCAGGUAUUACUGCGCCCCCCUUCAACUCUCCCAACACCCAGCGACCGCAGCCAUCCUGAACCUACCAGCCCCAUCACCACAAGUCACAAGUCACAGACCUCGCUUCCCCAUCCAUGCACCCCGUUCUAUUCCUAUCUCAUCCCCUCCCGACCCAAUACACCACCACCACCACCAACACCACCCCUCAAACCAAACCAAGUCAAACCAAUCACGCCACCUCCAGCCCGCGCUCGUGCAAAGCCGUAACUCCCGAGCGCCUGACACCGCCUUACAGGCCGACACCCGAUCGUGAUCGGCACCUUCCCACCCCCUGCCCUCCCCUCCCGCAACUGCGCACUGUUUUCUAGACGCAUCUCUACCCUUGCCUUUCCCCAUGGGCACGAGAGGAGAGGGGAUGCGGCCCUGCCUCUCAACAGUUACAGCUGCACUUACAGCUGCGCUCCCCGCUUCGCUUGGAGCUUCGCGUUUCAGCCACGGGGGCACCGCAUGAGGUGCGGAUGCUUGUGGACGGAGUG